GCAAAAGUCAGAAUGGAACUUCUUCGCGUAGUCCUGCUUUGCACCUUUUUCUGCUCUGCGCAGGUUUGGUCAUUCCCAAUAAACUGCGCCUUUAGUAAGGCUUUAAUGAAGGGAUCCUAUGCACUUUUAGAGACUGCGGGAGGCCUUUUCCCUAUGCAGUGCCUGGAGGAAAAGGUUGCCAUUCCUUUCCCGAAAAAUGCGUUCAAGUCUGAAAACAAGGAUGAGGUUACUGGUGUAGAAAAAGCUGUUUACCAGACACUUGAGAAUAUUAACGCACUGUUUGAGAACUCCAGUGAUCCAGACAAGUUGGAUGAAGAAAAGUGGGAUGAUUUUCGAGGCCUUGUACACCGGCAGAUUGUGGAGAGCAAAUGCAUCAUGAACAAGUCUGAAGCGGCACAGGAUUUCUCCAGCAGAGAAGCUUCACUCAAGGUUUACUUCGAGACUAUAUCCUCAACUCUGAAAGACAAGGAUUUCAGUUACUGCGCAUGGGAAAUUGUCAGAAAUGAGAUUCUCCGCACCCUGAAGUUCAUACUGGACGACACCAUGUUAUUCAAGUCUUGAGAAUUCUAAAUGCUCCCUUGUAUUUAUUUAUUUAUUUAUUUAUUUAUUUAUUUAUUUAUUUAUUUAUUCUCUGUGUUUUAUUUAUUUAUACACCUCUGCUAGAGGUGUAUUCUUUUUCUAAUCACUGUAAAGGAAAUAACUCACUUUCACUUUUAAAUUGCAUCACAUUACCAUUUCCAUU
Messenger RNA from Onychostoma macrolepis, 742 nucleotides. It is a transcript of the gene ifnphi3, whose product is annotated as interferon phi 3. Gene Ontology annotation, cellular component: extracellular region. NCBI's taxonomy places the organism in Eukaryota, Metazoa, Chordata, Actinopteri, Cypriniformes, Cyprinidae. The coding region runs from base 13 to 561 and encodes 182 amino acids. Gene Ontology annotation, molecular function: cytokine receptor binding. Gene Ontology annotation, biological process: defense response. The transcript is spliced from 5 exons. The record is from RefSeq and is a predicted model, not a curated record.